Messenger RNA from Lathyrus oleraceus (garden pea), 918 nucleotides. Its product is annotated as protein GAT2. The coding region runs from base 156 to 770 and encodes 204 amino acids. The record is from RefSeq and is a predicted model, not a curated record. Gene Ontology annotation, biological process: regulation of DNA-templated transcription. Gene Ontology annotation, molecular function: zinc ion binding; sequence-specific DNA binding. The transcript is spliced from 4 exons. NCBI's taxonomy places the organism in Eukaryota, Viridiplantae, Streptophyta, Magnoliopsida, Fabales, Fabaceae.
UGAUAAUGGAUUUUAUUACCGUCUAAACCCAAAUUUUCCAUUUGUGGUGGUUUAUUUUGUCACAUCUCUUCAUAUAUAAGUUUUUUCAAUCUCAAAUACAAUCGCAUUCAUCUAGUUAAGAAAGGGAUUAGUUCGCAAUCUAGUGAAUUAUAUCCAUGGGUGACUACUUUGGAAAGAAAAUGGAUUGUGACAUAGACCUAAACCUUCCAUUGAAAGAGGUGAAGUUUAAGUGGUAUCCUGAAAACUACUCGAGACAGAACAAUACUACUACUCCAUUGGUUUCUCAAAAUGGCACUCAAGAUAUGAUGAACAUAAGUGAUGCAAACAAACAAGUCCAUCCAGUUGCUGCUGCUGCUGCUGCUGCAGAUGUUCCAACUUUGGUUGCAGAACAAGGCUCUGGUACUAGAUCAGUUUCUCAUUAUGUUCAUGUUGAACCAAUGUAUUUUAUUGAUUCUCUUCGUGUCAUAGCCAACCAUGGAGUCCCAACUGACCCCGGCCGCCGUCGCUACCGUCGUCACGGACAACCUCUUCCAGCUCGUCCAACUGAUCCAUUAAGAUUCUGCACAAACCUUCACUGUAUGGCAAGAAAAACUCCCAUGUGUCGCUCUGGACCUAUUGGAUCAAGGACUUUGUGCAAUGCUUGUGGAAUUUACUACAACAAAUAUGUGAUACGUGGAAAGGUUCAUGCAAUUAUAAUCCAUGAAGAUGGUUGUUCAUCUGCUUCUGUUCCACCAACUCAAUCUGUGGAAAGAGACUCUUCAACUUCCUAAUUGGGAUGAGAUGUGGGCCCACCAAAUAUUUAUUUUUCUCUUGUUUGCAUGUUUUUCAAUAAGUGAGAGAAUGAUUUCAUAUUAUUCUCAUGACAUUAUGUUAUAAUUAUGCUACUGUUGGUUUUUCUGUUGGACAAUCUUAUAUGAU